This is a messenger RNA of Balearica regulorum gibbericeps (East African grey crowned-crane), 1783 nucleotides long. The record is from RefSeq and is a predicted model, not a curated record. Lineage: Eukaryota; Metazoa; Chordata; Aves; Gruiformes; Gruidae.
CUGAAGGGGUCUCCCACUUGUAAAUGACCCGGGGGAAAAAAAAAAAUUCAUGACGACUUCACUGGGCCUCCUCUUAUUCUUCCAUUUUUCUUUCCACCUGCCCUCUUCGUGGAAUGGAGCGUCAUUCCUUAGAGCACAGAAUCUGUUGUGCAUCUAAUAAUGACUAUGCUGUGAUAGGGAUUCUUGAACAGUUUUACGCGUGAGGCUUGAAACAUUAACAGAUGAUGGUUUGUUCGUUUGGAUUACUGCGGAACUGCAGCUCCGUCCCUGCAAGGAUUUUAUCCUCAGCACUGCACUGAUUAAGCUAUUUUUCUACAAAGAUGGCAGUGUGCAGGGUAGAAGGGAACAGGACCCAUAUGUCAGUGGUCUAGGAUGGCCAGUGAAGGCUCCAACAUCCCAAGUCCUGUGGUCCGUCAGAUUGACAAGCAGUUUCUGAUUUGCAGCAUAUGCCUAGACCGUUACAAGAACCCCAAAGUACUUCCCUGCCUGCACACUUUCUGUGAGAGGUGCUUACAGAAUUACAUUCCAGCCCAUAGCUUAACCCUUUCUUGCCCCGUGUGCCGCCAGACCUCCAUUCUGCCAGAGAAAGGGGUUUCUGCGCUCCAGAACAACUUCUUUAUCACCAACCUGAUGGAUGUCCUGCAACGAACGCCGGACAACAGCAUUGAAGAGUCCUCCAUCUUGGAGACUGUCACCGCUGUUGCUGCGGGCAAACCGCUUUCCUGCCCCAAUCAUGAUGGAAAUGUGAUGGAGUUUUACUGCCAGUCCUGUGAGACAGCCAUGUGCCGGGAGUGUACAGAGGGAGAACACGCAGAGCAUCCCACAGUACCACUCAAGGACGUGGUGGAGCAACACAAAGCUUCCCUCCAGGUUCAGUUGGAUGCUGUCAACAAAAGGCUUCCAGAGAUCGACUCAGCACUUCAUUUUAUAUCUGAAAUCAUACACCAGUUAACCAACCAAAAGGCUAGCAUUGUAGAUGACAUUCAUUCCACUUUUGAUGAACUCCAGAUGAGUGUGCUGCUUAUGGAACUGGAAGUGAAUUAUGGCCUUAAACACAAAGUCCUCCAGACACAGCUGGAUACCUUACUUGAAGGACAAGAAAGCAUUAAAAGUUGCAGCAACUUUACGGCCCAAGCUCUCAACCAUGGCACUGAAACCGAAGUUCUGCUGGUGAAGAAGCAAAUGAGCGACAAGUUGAAUGAACUGGCCGAGCGGGACUUUCCGUUGCAGCCCCGUGAAAAUGAUCAGUUGGACUUCAUAGUGGAAACGGAAGGCCUGAAGAAGUCCAUUCACAAUCUGGGUACUAUUUUAACCACCAAUGCUGUUGCCUCUGAAACAGUUGCCACAGGGGAGGGACUGAGGCAGACAGUGAUCGGACAGCCCAUGUCCGUUACCAUCACAACUAAGGACAAAGAUGGGGAGCUCUGUAAAUCUGGGAACGCUUACCUCACUGCUGAACUGAGCACGCCUGAUGGGAGUGUAGCGGAUGGAGAAAUACUUGAUAAUAAAAAUGGCACUUACGAAUUUUUGUAUACUGUUCAGAAAGAAGGGGACUUCACUUUGUCACUGAGACUUUAUGAUCAACAUAUUAAGGGCAGCCCGUUCAAACUUAAAGUGGUCAGAUCAGCAGAUGUGUCUCCUACCACUGAAGGGGUUAAGAGGCGUGUUAAAUCUCCUGGCAGUGGUCAUGUAAAGCAGAAAGCUGUGAAAAGGCCUGCGAGCAUGUACAGCACAGGCAAAAGAAAAGAGAAUCCCAUUGAAGAUGAUUUGAUCUUCAGAGUAG